AUGAAUAUUCUUAAUGAAAUAAAGAAGCAGGUGGAUAUAGAGAUGAAAAAGAUCAAGAAGGUACCAGUGUCUAAGAAGACGAUACCUUCCUAAUAAAAGAAAGAAUUGGUUGAUAUGGUGAAUUAGGGAGUGCUUUUGAAAGAUGCAGCAAAAAAAUUAAAUCUAAAUUAUCAUGAAGCAAAAGUAGCAUACAACGAAUAAAAGAGGAAAUCCAUGAGUACUUAAAGUGAAACUGAAUCAGCAGUUUAUAGUGUUCGGACUGCUGGAGUUACUGCUCUGAAAUGGUUCCCAAGACACUUUUUAUUGUAAUAGAGUGUCAACAAUAACUUGGUAUCUGUUAGACGGCUAUAUAAUGUAUUGGUUUUGAACCCAAAACAAUAAUGA
Paramecium tetraurelia is the source of this 384-nucleotide messenger RNA. RefSeq lists its product as uncharacterized. Lineage: Eukaryota; Ciliophora; Oligohymenophorea; Peniculida; Parameciidae. The transcript has a single exon. The record is from RefSeq and is a predicted model, not a curated record.